GUUCUAAUGAACUUGUGUUUCAUUCAGUUCAAAUUUGUAUCACAGCACUGAUUAUUCAGACAAAUUGGUACACAUUUGCUAGGGGGAAUAACAGUUAAACAGUUCAGCUAAGCUGUUGAGUUUAGGUUUUUGAAUGUACAUAUAAUGUUACUGUUCUGUGAGAGAAACAGAGUUGUAAUGGUUGUUGCUGCAUUCAGCCACAGGGUGGCAAUACAGGCAAAUACAUAACUGAAGGCAGACUUUUUCAUAUGCAAAACAAUUCAAGGAGAGUUGGGGGUAGAAUUGAUCUUGAGGGAGAUAGCUAACCUUUGUAUGAAAAGAUGAUGCUCCGUGCACCACUCUAAUUAGCAGGAAAAAAUUAAUUUCUAUAUCAAUCAAAGUCUUUAUAUUUGCAUCACAAUUUGAAAAAGAAAGAAGAGAGAGAGGUGUGAGCCAUGGAAAACUGCUUCAGGAGCAAGGAAGGUCUGUGUUUUUUACUAUUCCUUUAUGUUACCGAUGUACUGUGUGUCUCAAUUCAUUAUUCUGUGCCCGAAGAGAAGAAAACUGGCUCUCUUGUGGCUAACGUCUUGAAGGAUUUAAAACUGGGAGUUGGGGAGCUCUCUGCUCGCAGAGCCCAGCUGGUGUCCAAAAGCUCUAAGCAAUAUUUCCACCUUGAUAUCCAUUCUGGGAAUCUGCUCAUAAGUGACAAAAUAGACAGAGAGACUUUAUGUGGACAGACUGAACCUUGUUUACUUGUCUCUCAAAUUGUGCUCCAAAGUCCUCUGAAGAUCUAUAGUAUUGAAAUAAAGAUAGAGGAUGUUAAUGACAAUGCUCCGAAAUUCUCAAAAAAUGAUUUCCAGUUUGAAAUUCCUGAACAUCUUCCCCCAAAUACACGAUUCCCCUUGGAAUCUGCCCAAGAUGAGGACCUAGGAGAAAACAGUAUCCAAAACUACACACUCAGUCCCAAUGAAUAUUUCCAACUGGGUGUGGAAAGCAACACUGAUGGAAGCCAAUAUGUGACUCUCAUCCUGGAGAAAGCACUGGACAGAGAGAAAGAGUCACAUUUGGGGCUGACACUUACAGCUGUUGAUGGAGGAGUACCCCAAAGGACAGGCACAAUUCAAAUAAAUGUCAAUGUUCUGGACAAUAAUGAUAACUUUCCAGAAUUUACUCAAUCUGAGUACAAGGCAAUAUUGAAGGAAAACUGUCCGAGGGAUACUUUGGUGUCUAAAGUAGAAGCCAGAGAUUUGGAUUUUGGAUCAAAUGCUCAGAUCACCUACUCUUUCCAUCGAAUGCCUGAAAAAAUACAUAAUCUGUUUCAUUUGAAUGAAGUGACUGGAGAAAUCACUGUUUUGGGAGAAAUAGAUUAUGAAAAAGAAACCAAUUAUGAAAUGACUAUUAAAGCUACAGAUACAGGUGGUCUUUUUGGGCACUGCAAGGUACUGGUGGAGAUUGAAGAUAUGAAUGAUAAUGCCCCAGAAGUUUCAGUUAUAUCAAUCAACAGCCCUUUGCCUGAGGAUUCUCCACUUGAGACACUUGUUGUGCUGUUUAGUGUUGAAGAUCAAGACUCAGGGGACAAUGGUCAAACUCUUUGCACUGUUGACAUGAAUCUGCCUUUUGUAUUAAAAGUUACUACAAAUAGCUUUUAUCAACUUCUGAUCCAAAGUUCCCUGGACAGAGAGAAAAUUUCAGAGUACAAUGUAACUAUCACAGCAAUAGAUCGUGGAUCUCCUAGGCUCACCUCAACAAGAAUUAUCCAUGUGCAGAUCUCAGAUGUCAAUGACAACCCUCCAGUAUUUGACAAGUCUUUGUUUGAAAUGCUGGUAGUAGAAAAUAAUAUUCCAGGACUACUAAUUGGCUCAAUUAAGGCUGUUGAUCUGGAUACUGAGCAGAAUGCCAAACUGACCUACUCCCUUUUACCUGGGAACAUUGGUGGUGAUCCCAUGGUCUCUUACAUCUCCAUCAACUCUGAAACAGGAAACAUGUAUGUCCUUCAAUCUCUAGACUAUGAAAAAAUUAAAGAUUUCAAAGUCAUAGUAAAGGUGACCGACAGCGGAUCUCCUCCUCUGAGCUCAGAUGUUGUUGUUCAUGUCAUAAUCACUGAUGAAAACGACAAUGCUCCCUUCUUCCUGUAUCCUCUUCAGAACAGCACAUUCUCCUGCAAUGAACUUCUUCCCAAGAUGGCAGAGGCCGGUUACCUGAUCACCAAAGUGGUGGCUGUGGAUGGAGAUUCUGGUCAGAACUCUUGGCUCUCCUAUGAACUCCUGAAGGCCACAGACCCUGGCCUUUUCAGCAUAGGAACUCAGAAUGGAGAAGUGAAAACCAGAAGACCACUGACUGAGAGAGACACCAACAAACAGAGGCUUGUUGUUGCAGUGAGAGACAAUGGUGUCCCUCCUCAGACUAGUACUGCAAUGCUCAAUAUUCUUCUGGUGGAUGGCUUUUCCGAUCCUUACUUGAAGGUGGUGGAUGUCCGUCAACAGGACCCUGAAGAUGAGGGAACCUUGACCAUGUAUUUGGUGAUCUGCCUCGCAUCUGUCUCUUUUGUGUUUCUACUUUGCAUUGUUUCCUUUGUUGGGAUCAAGAUGUGCAAGAAAGACCAUGGAAGCAGUUUUAUUGUUGCUCCUCCUCACUUUCCACCUGCUAUUCCAGAGAACUGUACAGAUUCUCAGAGUGGAUCACUUUCCAGGAAUUAUCAGUAUGAUUUGUGUUUAACCAAUGGAUCCUUAAGCAGUGAGUUCAGAUUUCUCCGACCUCUCAUUCCUGUUUUUUCUGUGGCGGAUCCAAAUUUAGCUGCGAACCACAAUAGCUCUUCUGUUUCCCAAGACCUUCCUGAGUGUUCGGAUGACACUAAACCAGGAGAACAGGUGAGAGAUUAGUGUCAUGGGAUUGCAUUCUCCUUGGUCAUUGCUCAUAAUCAAUAUUAUUGUUUCUUAUUUAUCCUGUCAAUGAAAUAUACUGUGGCUAGAGAUAUAGUUUUGUCAUAUUCUAUCUGUUCAUGUCAAAUAGUUGUAAUAAGUUGAGAAUCAGUUUCUCUGCUGAAUCUCUCUCAGCGUUUCUUGUUCUUCCUCAGUGCAACUUGUACUCCCUCAUUGGCCUUCCCAACCUUCGUUGCUAGUCCAUCAUUUUGUCAGUG
This is a messenger RNA of Anolis sagrei ordinatus, 3115 nucleotides long. Lineage: Eukaryota; Metazoa; Chordata; Lepidosauria; Squamata; Anolidae. The record is from RefSeq and is a predicted model, not a curated record.